This is a messenger RNA of Procambarus clarkii (red swamp crayfish), 669 nucleotides long. Lineage: Eukaryota; Metazoa; Arthropoda; Malacostraca; Decapoda; Cambaridae. The record is from RefSeq and is a predicted model, not a curated record.
AUGUUAACACGGAAAAUACCCAGGACUACCACUUCCACUGCCGGGUACAAUGCACUGCCAGAGAAAACCAGUUCAAUCGUCUCUGAACGGCAGACAGGAGAAAGGGGUUGCCCCGUCAUGUCUAACCACCGGCCGAAGGGCUGCGCCCACCGUCUGGACACGCCGACAGCAAGGGCAACACUGGGAGCAGGUCGCUUCCACACCUUCACCCGACGCUGGCCAGCCAACCAAUCCCAUAUUACAGGAUUUGGUAGUCCUGUGAACACCAUAAGUAGUCCUGUGAACACCAUAAGUAGUCCUGUGAACACCAUAAGUAGUCUUGUGAGCACCAUAAGUAGUCUUGUGAACACCAUAAGUAGUCUUGUGAACACCAUAAGUAGUCCUGUGAACACCAUAAGUAGUCCUGUGAACACCAUAAGUAGUCCUGUGAACACCAUAAGUAGUCCUGUGAACACCAUAAGUAGUCCUGUGAACACCAUAAGUAGUCCUGUGAACACCAUAAGUAGUCUUGUGAGCACCAUAAGUAGUCCUGUGAACACCAUAAGUAGUCUUGUGAGCACCAUAAGUAGUCCUGUGAACACCAUAAGUAGUACUGUGAACACCAUAAGUAGUCCUGUGAACACCAUAAGUAGUCCUGUGAACACCAUAAGUAGUCCUAUGAUCACAUAA